AUGAUCGCAGAUGGUGCGACCUCGGACUACCAAUCCAGUUGCGGUCAAGAUCAGUACGAUGAAGAUUUUGAAGAAGAAGAAGGUGUAGAUGUAGAUGACGAGGAUGAACAAGAUAACGGUCAAGAUCAGUACGAUGAAGAUUUUAAAGAAGAAGGUGUAGAUGUUGAUGACGAGGAUGAACAAGAGUACGACGAGGAACGAAGCUCCGACACCAAGACAGAGACAGAGUGGUUCCCAUUCGAUUCAAAAACCCACUUUCUCCUCACUUCAUUAUACAGUUCUAAAACCCACCGAGUUGCUGAUGACAUGGAAAGACAUGGCCACUUACUGCAUUAUACAGAGGACAGUUUUGAAAAAAACCAUAAGACAAUAAAAAGCAGUAUCUCGCACCAAAAUGGCCAUGCCAGGUCAAGGGAUACAGCCAGUCAGUUUGCCAACAAUGAGUUGAUGUCACAUGUCAUUGUUGGAGGAUUUUUGCAAAAUUCUAAGAAAUGGUAA
Messenger RNA from Mytilus californianus (California mussel), 498 nucleotides. RefSeq lists its product as uncharacterized. The transcript has 3 exons. NCBI's taxonomy places the organism in Eukaryota, Metazoa, Mollusca, Bivalvia, Mytilida, Mytilidae. Bases 1 to 498 code for a protein of 165 amino acids. The record is from RefSeq and is a predicted model, not a curated record.